Mobula hypostoma (lesser devil ray) is the source of this 1071-nucleotide messenger RNA. RefSeq names its product growth factor independent 1B transcription repressor (gene gfi1b). The record is from RefSeq and is a predicted model, not a curated record. The transcript has 8 exons. NCBI's taxonomy places the organism in Eukaryota, Metazoa, Chordata, Chondrichthyes, Myliobatiformes, Myliobatidae. Gene Ontology annotation, biological process: regulation of transcription by RNA polymerase II. Gene Ontology annotation, cellular component: nucleus. Gene Ontology annotation, molecular function: DNA-binding transcription factor activity, RNA polymerase II-specific. The coding region runs from base 1 to 1056 and encodes 351 amino acids.
AUGGUAAAGUUCUGCAAACUCGGGUUCACAAUGCCAAAAUCAUUCCUGGUGAAAAUCAGAAAGGCAAACUCAUGUAACCAGACCCGAUACACCGAUGAUAAAGAGUCUAGCAAACUGGAACCAGAAUUGGCACCUCCUAUUGAGUUGCCCAUAUGGUCUCCAGUAGAGCACACCGGCCCCUCAGCUGGGGCGAAAAUUCAGAACAGCAAAUGUGAGCAGGAGGGCAUUGCCUGGAAGAAUGGCAGAGGCUAUGAGAGAGCCUCACUGAGUUUGCCUGAAGCCACUACAUAUGAUUUCACUCCAGGCUCAGGUUCCCAUCUCUCAAGAUCUUCUGGCAAUAAAGAUUGUUUGUUGACCUCCGCCUACAAGCCAAGCUUCCCCUGGAGCCCGUUCCAGAAUGUAUAUGACUUCUGCCAUCUCUCCCCCAGCUUGCAGACCACCCUCUUAGUGGAUGCAGGUGGAUUGUACAGGUCCUCUGUUUCAAGUCCACUUGAGAUUGAUCAGCCCAUUGACUACAGCACUCAUUACUCCUCGGAUUCAAAGUCGUACCACUGUGUGAAGUGUAAUAAGGUCUUCUCCACUCCUCAUGGGCUGGAAGUCCAUGUCAGGAGGUCUCACAGUGGAAUGCGGCCUUUUGCCUGCGACCUGUGUGGGAAAACGUUCGGCCACGCCGUCAGCCUGGAGCAGCACCUGAACAUCCACUCGCAGGAACGGAUCUUUGAAUGUAAAAUGUGUGGGAAAACCUUCAAGAGGUCGUCCACCCUCUCCACUCAUCUGCUGAUUCACUCUGACACCCGGCCAUACCCCUGUCAGUAUUGUGGAAAGCGAUUCCACCAGAAGUCAGACAUGAAGAAGCACACUUAUAUUCACACAGGCGAGAAGCCUCACAAGUGUCAGGUGUGUGGGAAAUCGUUCAGUCAGAGCUCCAACCUCAUCACUCACAGCCGCAAGCACAGUGGCUUCAAACCCUUCGGCUGCGAGCUGUGUGCCAAAGGAUUCCAGCGCAAGGUGGAUCUUCGCCGUCACUGUGAGACUCAGCACGGUCUGAAGUGUUAAAAGCCACACUUGAAG